CUUCAAGUCUAGCUACACGUACACGAGAGUGGAGUUGGAGUCGUCGGCUUUUUUUCGUGGCGCUCUUUUUUUCGGUUUCUGGCAAACGGCGGCUUCUUUUUACCACACCCUACACCCACCGCCCACCGUUCCAAAUUGUGAUACAAAAAUUUCUAGCAAAAUUUCAAAGCUAAAGUGUAUGGAAUACCAAAUAUAACACUGUCAUUUAUGAAAAGGUUAUAUUUGAGAAAAUUAACAAGUGUCUAAAUAUUUAAAAAAAAUACAAAUCAACGUGUUGUUAAAACCCCAAAUUACAUAACCAAAAUGAUGCAGCCAAGUGCUCUAUUACUAACCACCAUCAUGAUCAUCUCCUGCGGAGUGGCAUUCGCCUGCAAUGGAAAGAUAAUUGCAUCGGGCAUCACGACGGAAGAGAGAUCAAUCAUCUUGCAGGAGCACAAUCGCCUCCGGCAGCUGGUGGCCACCGGACGCUAUCCGGGUCAGCCGGGUGCCGAGAAUAUGCGAGAGAUCGUCUGGGAUGACGAGCUGGCUGCCCGGGCCCAAAAGUGGGCCGACAACUGUCAGUUCCGUCACGAUCCACACCGCACGAUAAAUCGCUUCACGAUGGGCCAGAAUCUGGCCAUCAUCUGGAGUACGGCGCCUCUGGACGCCGAUGACGGUGACUUCCCCUCGCGCAUCCAAAGUUGGUUCAACGAGGUGCAGAAGUACUCCUUCGGGGAUGCCUGGUCGCCCAAGACUGGACACUAUUCCCAACUUGUUUGGGGCGAGACCAGCUUGGUGGGCUGCGGAUACGCGGAGUACAAGGAUGCCAGCAAAUACAACAAGCUGUACGUCUGCAACUAUGGACCUGGUGGCAACGUGGUCGGCUACAAUCCCUAUGAGGUGGGCAAGCCCUCCUGCUCGACGUACGGCAUGAAGCCCUCGUCCCGCUACCAAGGACUCUGCGCCGCUCCAGGAUCUGCGCCGGCAGCCAACAGUGUUUACGGAGCGAACACAAUUGAAUCGUAUGAGUACGGCUACAAGAGCAGCCCCAGUCAAACCGCCAAUAACAAUCCGCCGACUAACAACAUUAACAAGAGCCAGUUCAGCUAUAACAACCCAACCAGGCCCAAGACCCCAGUCCAACCCUCCUACAAUCCCUCCCCGUUCAACCCACAGGCAGCGGUACAAUCACCACCAUCGCCGUCCGGCGGCAGUUCGUUCGGCAGCGCCUCGAGGGGCGGCAGCCACGCCUACACAACGGAGCCAUCGCAGUCGGCAGCCGGCCGCUAUCAGCACAAGUUCGAGGCGUAUCGGCCAAGUACGGCCGAGUUCGAGAAGUCCGUACACAAGCAUACCAUACUACGCACCUAUAUAGAGCAGAAUCAGCAGCGGCAGGAUCAGCAGGUGGACCAGGAUCAGCAGCAGCAAAAAGAACAGCAGCAGCCGGAACCCUCGAGCACAAAGAAGCCAAGUCGUGGAUGGAGCCUACUCACCUGGCGCGGUUAGGAACCCUCGCCCAUCCAUUUGCCAGUCCAAAAUGCCGCUCAAUGUAUUAGGCCAUUAAUAGCUACUGUGUAGUGCCAUUAGCCAACCACCAACCAGGAUCCAUCAUCAUCAUCUAACCCCUCCUGUCCAUCGCCUUGGAGCCCUAGCGAAUCUUAUUUAAAUACCCCAACAAUUGCCAUAUGAGUUAUAGUAGUUUCACUUCCUUGGAAGGCGGCGGACGGUUCAUGCCUCAGACGAAUAUUUGUAUCAAAUGUUUGCCACCCACCCAAAACUGUCAUCCUGUUAAACCAACCAAUCGGCAUUCAACAUCGAUCAGCU
Messenger RNA from Drosophila takahashii, 1803 nucleotides. Its product is annotated as venom allergen 5. The record is from RefSeq and is a predicted model, not a curated record. Gene Ontology annotation, cellular component: extracellular region. Lineage: Eukaryota; Metazoa; Arthropoda; Insecta; Diptera; Drosophilidae.